AUGAUUCCAGAUUCCAGAAGAGACGGACGGACAAUGGACAAGCUUAUUCUCCUGUCGCUCUUCAUAGUGUGUCACGCUGCUCCUGUGUCAGAGCGGAGUACGACCACAGCACCGUAUGCAGAAAAUGUCUCUGCUCGUCCUGGAGAGAAUGUGACGUUGCCUUGUCAGGUCCCAGCAAACAACACACUCCUUGGUGCAAAGUGGACCAGAACAGACCUGGGAGAGGAAUAUGUUGUCCUUUUUCUGCACGGGCACAUGGAAACAGAAAACCAGCAUUCAUCUUUUAAAAACCGGACAGAGAUGCAGAGCAGUCAGUUUAAUCGUGGUAACCUCUCUGUUGUUCUAAACAAUGUGAGGACCACCGACAGUGGAACAUACACAGCCUACCAGAUGCAAAACAUCGAAGGUGAAACCAAAGAUAUAUCCGUCUGCAUCGUCCACUUGAUGACCACUCCAGGUUAG
Molecule: messenger RNA, 462 nt
Organism: Scomber japonicus (chub mackerel)
Lineage: Eukaryota; Metazoa; Chordata; Actinopteri; Scombriformes; Scombridae
Product: programmed cell death 1 ligand 1-like
Exons: 3
Coding region: 1-462 (153 amino acids)
Source: RefSeq, a predicted model, not a curated record